AUGUUUAAUCUAAGUAGUCUGUUAAUAGGAAAAAAAAAUACAAAGGUGGAAGGAAGAGGUUCCUCUGAUAAUGGAAAUAACGAGAAUGACAGUGGAGAAAAUAAUGCCGAUAGAAGGAAUAACGAAAGCGUAAAAAUCAAAUUAAUAAAUAUGCAAGAAUAUAAAACCAAAAAGUUUUUAGACGAACGAAAAAAUGUUAAUGCGUGGAGCGCAAAUAAUGAUGGUAAAAAGAAGAAAAGCAACAAGGAUGAUAAUAAAAAAGAAAAGAAAAAAGAAGUAAAGAAAAAGGGGGAAGAGAAAAAGGGGGAGGAGAAUAAGGUGGAGGCGAAAAAGGAGGAGACGAAAAAGGAAGAGGCAAAAAUAGACGAGUCAAAAAAAGAGGAAGCCAAAAAGGGGGAGAUGAAAAAAGGCGAAAAAGCUUCCAGCCCAGUAAAAUUAUUUAUACCCUCUGUACUAAGAAAUAAACUAGUAAGAGAAAUAAAAGAAGUAAAAGAAAAAAAAGAGGACUUAUUCCCUGAUUUGUUACAGUCUAAAAAAUCAAAUAAAAAAGAAAAAGAAAAAAAGAAAAGCGUAACCCCUCAGAAAAAAAAUAAAAAAGAGAAAACAGAUAAAAAAAAACAAGAAGAAGAAAACGAAGAACAAAACCAUGUACAAAUAGAACAAAUACCAAAAAUUAUUUUUAAUAUUUUUGAUGUAGUAGAUAAGAAAUAUGAAUAUGAACGAAUAAUAAGAAAUCCAGACAAAGUUCUAGAAAAAUAUAAAAAUAAAAAAAAAUUUGAAGAUUCAGCUGUUCUAUGUAAUUAG
This is a messenger RNA of Plasmodium malariae, 804 nucleotides long. RefSeq names its product conserved Plasmodium protein, unknown function. Lineage: Eukaryota; Apicomplexa; Aconoidasida; Haemosporida; Plasmodiidae. The record is from RefSeq and is a predicted model, not a curated record. The transcript has a single exon. Bases 1 to 804 code for a protein of 267 amino acids.